GCUGCCGGCAGUGCCCGCGGGCAAGCGGGGCCUGUGAGCGCGGCGGAGCGGCGGGCGGGCCCCGGCGCCGCGCAGGCAGCCCGAAGAGGAAGGGGCGGCGGCGGCUGGCGGCCGGCGGCCGGCGGGGGCGGCGUGCGGCCUAGCGUCUCAGGAGGAUGAAGAUGAAGGUGAUGAUGCCACCACCUCCCAUGUAGGCUUGCUGUGAGGAUUAAAUAAGUGUUCAGUACAGGGCAUCAGCCCAGGAAGCAGCAGUUACCUACUGGCGAGCUUUUCUAGGCCCUAGCACAGAUGUGUGUGUUGGUAGCUUGCAUAAAGCUCUGCUGAGUAUGGUCACUGUAUUUCAUGGGAGAGUUCAUGAAGCUUUCCAGUUAACCUGCACUGUUCCUGCCUUCCCUUGCAUCUUGCUCCCGGCGUGCUGUAUCACUUUAGGAUGGAGAGUGCCCGGUGAAGAAUGUGAUGGGAUCAGUAGCAUGUCUGCGGAGAGCGGCCCUGGGACGAGAUUGAGAAAUCUGCCAGUAAUGGGGGAUGGACUAGAAACUACCCAAAUGUCUACAACGCAGGCCCAGGCCCAACCCCAGCAAGCCAACACAGCCAGCACCAACCCCCCUCCCCCGGAGACUUCCAACCCCAACAAGCCCAAGAGGCAGACCAACCAACUGCAAUAUCUGCUCAAAGUGGUGCUCAAGACACUAUGGAAACACCAGUUUGCGUGGCCUUUCCAGCAGCCUGUGGAUGCCGUCAAGCUAAACCUCCCUGAUUACUAUAAGAUCAUUAAAACACCUAUGGAUAUGGGAACAAUAAAGAAGCGCUUGGAAAACAACUAUUACUGGAAUGCUCAGGAAUGUAUCCAGGACUUCAACACUAUGUUUACAAAUUGUUAUAUCUACAACAAGCCUGGAGAUGACAUAGUCUUAAUGGCAGAAGCUCUGGAGAAGCUCUUCUUGCAAAAAAUCAACGAACUGCCCACUGAAGAAACUGAGAUCAUGAUAGUCCAGGCAAAAGGAAGAGGACGUGGGAGGAAAGAAGCAGGGACAGCAAAACCUGGCGUCUCUACGGUACCAAACACAACGCAAGCAUCGACUCCUCCGCAGACCCAGACCCCUCAGCAGAAUCCUCCACCCGUGCAGGCCACACCUCACCCCUUCCCCGCUGUCACCGCAGACCUCAUCGUCCAGACCCCUGUCAUGACAGUGGUGCCUCCCCAGCCACUGCAGACGCCCCCGCCGGUGCCCCCCCAGCCACUGCCCCCACCCGCACCAGCCCCUCAGCCUGUGCAGAGCCACCCGCCCAUCAUCGCGGCCACCCCACAGCCUGUGAAGACAAAGAAGGGGGUUAAGAGGAAAGCGGACACCACCACCCCCACCACCAUCGACCCCAUUCACGAGCCACCCUCACUGCCCCCGGAGCCCAAGACCACCAAGCUGGUGGGGCCCCGGCGGGAGAGCAGCCGGCCUGUUAAGCCCCCGAAGAAGGACGUGCCCGACUCGCAGCAGCACCCAGCGCCAGAUAAAAGCAGCAAGGUCUCAGAGCAGCUCAAGUGCUGUAGUGGCAUUCUCAAGGAGAUGUUUGCCAAGAAGCACGCAGCUUACGCCUGGCCUUUCUACAAGCCCGUGGACGUGGAGGCGCUGGGCCUGCAUGACUACUGUGACAUCAUCAAGCACCCCAUGGACAUGAGCACGAUCAAGUCUAAACUGGAGGCCCGUGAGUACCGUGAUGCUCAGGAAUUUGGUGCCGAUGUCCGAUUGAUGUUCUCCAACUGCUACAAAUACAACCCUCCUGACCAUGAGGUGGUGGCCAUGGCCCGCAAGCUCCAGGAUGUGUUCGAGAUGCGCUUUGCCAAGAUGCCGGAUGAGCCCGAGGAGCCUGUGGUGGCUGUGUCUUCCCCAGCGGUGCCACCGCCCACCAAGGUUGUGGCCCCGCCCUCAUCCAGUGACAGCAGCAGCGAUAGCUCCUCAGACAGUGACAGCUCCACUGAUGACUCCGAGGAGGAGCGAGCCCAACGACUGGCUGAGCUCCAGGAGCAGCUCAAAGCCGUGCACGAGCAGCUUGCAGCCCUUUCACAGCCCCAGCAGAACAAACCAAAGAAAAAGGAGAAAGACAAAAAGGAAAAGAAAAAAGAAAAGCACAAAAAGAAAGAGGAAGUGGAGGAGAAUAAGAAAAGCAAAGCCAAGGAACUUCCUCCCAAAAAGACCAAGAAAAAUAAUACCAGUAACAACAACACAAGCAAGAAGGAGCCAGCACCCAUGAAGAGCAAGCCCCCUCCCACAUAUGAGUCGGAGGAAGAAGACAAGUGCAAGCCCAUGUCGUAUGAAGAGAAGCGGCAGCUUAGCCUGGACAUCAACAAGCUUCCUGGUGAGAAGCUGGGCCGCGUGGUGCACAUCAUUCAGUCGCGGGAGCCCUCACUCAAGAACUCCAACCCCGACGAGAUCGAGAUUGACUUCGAGACCCUGAAGCCAUCCACCCUGCGUGAACUGGAGCGCUAUGUCACCUCCUGUUUGCGGAAGAAAAGGAAACCUCAAGCUGAGAAAGUUGAUGUGAUUGCUGGCUCCUCCAAGAUGAAGGGCUUCUCAUCCUCAGAGUCGGAGAGCACCAGCGAGUCCAGCUCCUCUGACAGCGAAGACUCUGAAACAGAGAUGGCUCCGAAGUCAAAAAAGAAGGGGCACCCCGGGAGGGAGCAGAAGAAGCACCAUCACCACCACCAUCAGCAGAUGCAGCAGGCCCCGGCCCCCGUGCCCCAGCAGCCCCCACCGCCUCCCCAGCAGCCCCCACCGCCUCCACCUCCACAGCAGCAGCCCCCGCCCCCGCCCCCUCCGCCCUCCAUGCCACAGCAGGCAGCCCCUGCGAUGAAGUCCUCGCCUCCGCCCUUCAUCGCCACCCAGGUGCCUGUCCUGGAACCCCAACUCCCAGGCAGUGUCUUCGACCCCAUUGGCCACUUCACCCAGCCCAUCCUGCACCUGCCGCAGCCCGAGCUGCCCCCUCACCUGCCCCAGCCUCCCGAGCACAGCACUCCGCCUCAUCUCAACCAGCACUCGGUGGUCUCUCCUCCAGGUCACCUCCGUGAAGCCCCCUCCCCGCUUAUGAUACAUUCCCCCCAGAUGCCACAGUUCCAGAGUCUAACCCACCAGUCGCCACCCCAGCAAAACGUCCAGCCUAAGAAGCAGGAGCUACGUGCAGCCUCCGUGGUCCAGCCCCAGCCCCUGGUGGUGGUGAAGGAGGAGAAGAUCCACUCACCCAUCAUCCGCAGUGAGCCCUUCAGCCCCUCGCUGCGGCCGGAACCCCCCAAGCACCCAGAGAGCAUCAAGGCCCCCGUCCACCUUCCCCAGCGGCCUGAGAUGAAGCCCGUGGAUGUCGGGAGGCCUGUGAUUCGGCCCCCUGAGCAGAAUGCACCCCCACCGGGGGCCCCUGACAAGGACAAACAGAAACAGGAGCCGAAGACGCCAGUUGCACCCAAAAAGGACCUAAAAAUCAAGAAUAUGGGCUCCUGGGCUAGCCUGGUGCAGAAGCAUCCCACCACCCCGUCCUCCACAGCCAAGUCAUCAAGUGACAGCUUCGAGCAGUUCCGCCGGGCGGCCCGGGAGAAGGAGGAACGCGAGAAGGCCCUGAAGGCACAGGCUGAGCACGCAGAGAAGGAGAAGGAGCGGCUCCGGCAGGAGCGCAUGAGGAGCCGAGAGGACGAGGAUGCGCUAGAGCAGGCCCGGCGAGCCCACGAGGAGGCACGCCGGCGCCAGGAGCAGCAGCAGCAGCAGCAGCGCCAGGAGCAGCAGCAGCAGCAGCAGCAGCAGCAGCAGCAGCAGGCGGCAGCUGUAGCCGCUGCCGCCACCCCCCAGGCCCGGAGCUCCCAGCCCCAGUCCAUGCUGGACCAGCAGAGGGAGUUGGCCCGAAAGCAGGAGCAAGAGCGAAGGCGCCGGGAAGCGAUGGCAGCUACCAUUGACAUGAAUUUCCAGAGUGAUCUAUUGUCAAUAUUUGAAGAAAAUCUUUUCUGAGAGCACCUACGUGACUUCUGACUUUGAUUUCCUGGCAAAACGUUGACUCUCCAUAGUGUUAGGGGCAGCAGUGGAGGCGGUAGCAGUGGCAAGGGGGUAACUCCGGGCCUGGCUCUCCUGCAUGCUAUGCCUGGGGCAGGCCUGAUGGGCAGCUGAGGACUGCAGAGCCUAUCUGCCUUACAGCCAGCCGGACGUCCCGCCACCCCCUCCACAGGACGUCGGCUCAGAGCACGCCUCGCCACGAGCAAGUGCCGGCCAGACCCAAGCCCCAAGUCCCCGCGUGUGGGGCAGAGGCCCUUCUCUGCCAAAUGUCUACACAGUAUAUGCAGGACAUCGUUGCUGCCGCCACCGUGACUGGUUUACUGUCCCCAAGAACGUGACGUUUGUGACGUCCUGCCCGCCGGGAGUCCUCCACACCCCAGCUGCCCCUGCCCACACCCAGGAGACCAGGGCAGGCCUGCAAGAGCUGGAGGUGGUGAGGGCGCUGGCCCACCCCCUUGCUGGCACUGACUUUGCCUUGAACAGACCCCACCCCUCCCUUCCUCUCCCCCCACAAGCCUUUAAUCGAGAGCCGCUCUCUGUAAGUGUUCGCUUGUGCAAAAGGGAAUAGUGCCGUGGAGGUGUGUGUGUGUCCAUGGCAAUCUGGAGCGAGGUGACUGUCACACGCGCGUGUGUGGGCCGGCCUCGCCCGGCGAGUGAGGCCACCAACCAAAGUCAGUUCCUUCCCACCUGUGUUUCUGUUUGUUUUUUUUUUCUAUAUAUAUAUAUUUUUUGUUGGAUUCUAUUUUAUUUUUAAUUCUCUCUUCUCCUCCAGACACAAUGGCACUGCUUAUCUCCGAAAUGGUGUGAUUGUCUCCUCAUUGAGCGGCGGCUGCCACCGCGCUGUGGGUAGUGUGUGACCGUGGCUGUACUGUGUAGUGAAACAUAGUUGGCAUAUCUUUGUUUGAAGUUUGUUGGUGACUCCACCAAACUGGUGUAAAAAAACUCAAAAAAAAAAAACCCACAAAAAAAAACAAAACAAAACAUACAAAACACACAAAAAAACUGCCUAUAUUUUACUCAGUUUCAAACUUUACUAGUCUAUUUUUAAUUAUAAAACCAGAAAGCCACGUUUUCUUUUCCUUUUUUUUCUCCCCGCCAUUCGUUGGCUGCCUCUUUGUUUGUUUUUUAACGUCAAAUCUGUUUCUGAGUUGUUGCUUUUGUGUUUUUUUUGUUUUUUUUUUUACCAGGAGAGGAAGGGCCAGGGGACGUGGUGGGCGCAAGGGGCCAGGGGCCACAGGCCACAGACUGAGGCAGAAGCUCCCCGCCUGGCGCUUGGCCCUACCAACCGGCUGCCCCUUCCCCCGCUUUUUUUUAAUUUUAUAAUUGGAGCCCUUGGUGAGGUUACGUGUGCCAUGAGAACCCACUCUACACCAUGACGCUGGUGCCUCAGUGUUGGCCAAACUCUGGAGUCACUGACUGGUUUGACUUUCAUACGGUGAAUAUGCAUUUGGUCUGUACUGAUCAUGGAAUAAACACAUCUCUCUUUUUUUAA
This is a messenger RNA of Physeter macrocephalus (sperm whale), 5517 nucleotides long. It is a transcript of the gene BRD4, whose product is annotated as bromodomain containing 4. Gene Ontology annotation, biological process: regulation of DNA-templated transcription; chromatin remodeling. The transcript has 20 exons. The coding region runs from base 327 to 3983 and encodes 1218 amino acids. The record is from RefSeq and is a predicted model, not a curated record. Lineage: Eukaryota; Metazoa; Chordata; Mammalia; Artiodactyla; Physeteridae. Gene Ontology annotation, cellular component: chromatin; nucleus.